This is a messenger RNA of Drosophila willistoni, 2057 nucleotides long. It is a transcript of the gene Gdh, whose product is annotated as glutamate dehydrogenase, mitochondrial. NCBI's taxonomy places the organism in Eukaryota, Metazoa, Arthropoda, Insecta, Diptera, Drosophilidae. The record is from RefSeq and is a predicted model, not a curated record. Gene Ontology annotation, cellular component: mitochondrion. Gene Ontology annotation, molecular function: L-glutamate dehydrogenase (NAD+) activity. The transcript is spliced from 5 exons. Gene Ontology annotation, biological process: L-glutamate catabolic process. The coding region runs from base 80 to 1768 and encodes 562 amino acids.
UAAAAGCUCAGUUCGGUGUGGCAUUGCGAAGCGAGCGGUUGUGUUUUGUGUGUGCAGCGAGAGAGACAGCAAUUGAAAUAUGUAUCACCUGAAGAGUUUGGCCCGUCAGGGAGCCAUGCGUCAGCAGGAGCUGACCACCUUGGCUAAGGCACUGCCAACGGCUGUGCUCCACAGCAGCCGUGGCUAUGCCACCGAGCAUCAGAUACCCGACCGGCUCAAGGAUGUGCCCACAGCCAAGGAUCCACGAUUCUUUGACAUGGUUGAGUACUUCUUCCAUCGCGGCUGUCAAAUUGCCGAGGAGAGUCUGGUCGAUGACAUGAAGGGAAAACUGACCCGUGAUGAGAAGAAACAGAAGGUUAAGGGAAUCCUUAUGCUUAUGCAACCCUGUGAUCACAUCAUUGAAAUUGCAUUCCCACUGCGUCGUGAUGCUGGCAACUACGAGAUGAUUACCGGCUAUCGUGCCCAGCACAGUACCCACAAGACCCCAACCAAGGGAGGUAUUCGUUUCUCUUUGGAUGUAUCCCGCGAUGAAGUCAAAGCCUUGUCCGCUCUGAUGACCUUCAAGUGCGCCUGUGUCGAUGUGCCAUUCGGUGGUGCCAAGGCUGGUCUGAAGAUCAAUCCCAAGGAAUACUCCGAACAUGAGUUGGAGAAGAUCACACGUCGCUUCACCCUUGAGUUGGCCAAGAAGGGUUUCAUUGGACCCGGCGUGGAUGUGCCUGCUCCCGAUAUGGGCACUGGCGAGCGUGAGAUGUCCUGGAUUGCCGAUACCUAUGCCAAGACCAUUGGACACUUGGACAUCAAUGCCCAUGCCUGUGUGACCGGCAAGCCCAUCAACCAGGGUGGCAUCCAUGGACGUGUCUCUGCCACUGGUCGUGGUGUCUUCCACGGUCUGGAGAACUUCAUUAACGAGGCCAACUACAUGAGCCAAAUUGGCACCACUCCCGGCUGGGGCGGCAAGUCUUUCAUUGUCCAGGGCUUCGGUAAUGUCGGCCUGCACACCACCCGCUAUCUGACUCGUGCCGGUGCCACCUGCAUUGGUGUGAUUGAGCAUGAUGGUACUCUGUACAACCCAGAGGGUAUUGAUCCCAAACUUCUGGAAGACUACAAGAACGAGCAUGGCACCAUUGUUGGCUACCCCAAUGCCAAGCCCUAUGAGGGCGAGAACCUUAUGUUCGAGAAGUGUGACAUUUUUAUUCCAGCUGCCGUCGAGAAGGUGAUCACCAGCGAGAAUGCCAGCAGGAUUCAAGCCAAGAUCAUUGCUGAAGCCGCCAACGGUCCAACUACUCCAGCUGCCGACAAGAUUCUGAUUGAGCGCAACAUUCUGGUUAUCCCAGAUUUGUAUAUCAAUGCUGGUGGUGUCACUGUCUCCUUCUUUGAGUGGCUGAAGAACCUCAACCAUGUCUCAUACGGUCGCUUGACCUUCAAGUAUGAACGUGAAUCCAACUACCAUUUGCUCGCCUCAGUCCAACAGUCAAUCGAAAGAGUUAUUAUGGACGAAUCUGUGCAAGAAUCCCUGGAGCGUCGCUUUGGUCGUGUUGGCGGACGUAUUCCCGUCACUCCCUCUGAAUCGUUCCAGAAGCGUAUCUCUGGUGCUUCUGAGAAGGAUAUUGUCCACUCUGGUCUGGAUUACACCAUGGAGCGUUCGGCUCGUGCCAUUAUGAAGACAGCCAUGAAAUACAACUUGGGUCUGGAUCUGAGAACCGCUGCCUAUGUUAACUCCAUUGAGAAAAUCUUCACCACAUACCGUGAUGCUGGCUUGGCUUUCUAAGCAUCCCAAAAACAGCAGCACUAGAUAGAAGCAGCAGCAGCAGCAGCAAACUCUUAAUUAGUCGACUAAGCAAACCGAACUCAAUUGCACCGCCGUUUUUAGAUAAAAGUCACAAAAAACAUAAUUUACCCCCAUUAAUUGAACGGAUAUGCGCGCGGAUGGCUGGCAAACUAUUUUAAACAAACAAACAUAAAACUUUCGCCCGUGUUUUGUAUUAAGUUGAGCAAUUUGCGAGCUUAUAUUAUUGUUGAUUUUCUGUAAUUUUUAAGUUAAUAAGCCUCACACUGAA